ACUCUUCUGUGUCGUCUCUCUACUUCUCUUCUCGUUGAUUUUACUUUCUAAGCUAGAUCCCUUUCCUUCUCUUCGAUUUGUGGAUCUUUGGGAAUUUCAUUUUUUUUUUUUUCGUUUAUAACGCUUCUUCGGGAUUGUCGUUUACUUUUCGUUUGUUAAAGAUCUGAAGGGAUCGAUCUGAUCUUCCAGGAAUCACACGAAAUCUAACCAGCUUGUUUUUCCAUUUAGCUUUGGAAACUGAGAUUUCUUGAGGUACAUCCAUGGCUGGCCAGACUGAUCCUCACAUCUCGCUUUUUUCUCCACAAGAGGUUGAGUUUAUGGCAGAGGACGAACUGGUGCAGAUUGUUCCGAAUAUGAACAUGGAGCCACUCAAUUUCAUCAGUGGGGAUUUUGGUCGGUUUGUUCCUCAGAUUCCGAUAGAAGUGCCUCUGUGGCUUGCAGUGGCACUGAAGAGGAGAGGAAAAUGCACUUUCCGGCCUCCCGGGUGGCUUUCUGUUGACAAUCUGACUCAGAUCCUGGAAGCAGAACGGGAAUCUCAGUCGACAUUUCAGGCAUUACCAUUUAGUUAUGUGGAGAUUGCUAGACUACUUUUUGACCAUGCACGUGACGAUAUUCCAGACAUGUAUAUGGUAAGAUCUCUAGUUGAGGACAUCAGAGAUGUGCGUCUUCACAAACUCGAGACUAACUUGGGAUCAUUUCAGGGUACAUCUGCAGUAAAGAUCUCUAAUGUAUCGGCAAUGGAAGUGAACCUAGUCCGCCCGUUUGUGAGAAGAGCCUUGGAAGCGUUUUAUAAGCAUGACAAGCCAGAGGCUGAUGCAGACAGAGACACUAGAAGUAGUAGACAACCACGUGAAGCUAACAAUGAACCAAGGAGACCUCUAAGGCAACGCUAAAGAGCUUCGGUGUCCUUGCCUGAGUGAGAACUGAGAAGGCAGGUAUCUUCUGUGCCAAUAUUUGUGGAGCUCCCUGAGAAGUGAGAAAACCAACAGCAUCUAUCUCUGUGUCUUAAUAUAUGCCUUGUUCUGUUACAUACUCUUUUGGUAUGAAGCAUCUUUUGCUCUUACGAAUGGUUCGCAUAUUCUGGUAUGGCUAAUU
Molecule: messenger RNA, 1095 nt
Organism: Eutrema salsugineum
Lineage: Eukaryota; Viridiplantae; Streptophyta; Magnoliopsida; Brassicales; Brassicaceae
Product: DNA replication complex GINS protein PSF2
Exons: 9
Coding region: 261-893 (210 amino acids)
Biological process (GO): DNA replication; double-strand break repair via break-induced replication
Cellular component (GO): nucleus; GINS complex
Source: RefSeq, a predicted model, not a curated record